Molecule: messenger RNA, 872 nt
Organism: Bursaphelenchus okinawaensis
Lineage: Eukaryota; Metazoa; Nematoda; Chromadorea; Rhabditida; Aphelenchoididae
Source: the annotation of a GenBank genome assembly
AUGACCGGUCGGAACGAAAGCUGGUUGAAUCGUCGUUUAGAAAUCGACAGUUCGUUACAGUACGUCCCGAAUAUGGCCCUAUCGGAAGAAGACAUUCUGAAGAUUUGCGAUGGCCUGGACUCCACAACGGCUAGGCCUAUUGAACAGGGUAAGUCAAGAUCAUUUUACUUUUUUAGGCUCAACGAUUGAUUUUGGACAUAAAACUUAACUUUAUACCUAAAUACUAUUUUUAAGCCUAAAACAAUAUUUUUGAGACGAAUAUCAUAUAUUUAAGCCUAAAGCUCAUUCAUAAGACUAAAAUGUCAUUCUUACUCAGUUUUCAGAUGAAGUUACAGCCUUGAGCGUACUGAAUAGUGAAAAAGAAUACAGUUCCUACGCAGAGAAUUCGAAUGAAAAAGAGCAGGAAAACGAAAGAUCGAUCAGAGAAUUGCCAUAUCAACAAGACACCGAACUUGUAGCUCAAUUUCAUGAAUUAACACUCCAAGAAACCCCGAAACCAAACGAGGAAAUUGAAGGCGAAACAUUAGAAACUCAACUUGAAGGUAAGUUAACAUGAACUUUUUGAUUUUUUAUAAUCAAAACAUAUAUUAUAUAAAUUAAACUUACAUUUAUCUUGAAGCCAAAUAACUGCCGAUCAUUUUAAGUCCAAUUUCGAGUCAAUCAAGGCUAUAUACAUUGAGUUACACUAGUGUUUUGUUUCAGCUCACGAAGAUCAACAUCCAUUGGCCAAAGUCUCGCAAUAUCAGCAGGAAGAUCUGCGUGAAUACAGUCCAAUGCACGAUGCUUACCACUGGAAACUCAUGAACUAUCAACACCUCGUCGAUGAACCACCAGCACCUCAAGCCAAGGUCGAAUCCGUCUAUUUGUUCUAG